Fusarium pseudograminearum CS3096 is the source of this 1575-nucleotide messenger RNA. RefSeq lists its product as uncharacterized. The record is from RefSeq and is a predicted model, not a curated record. NCBI's taxonomy places the organism in Eukaryota, Fungi, Ascomycota, Sordariomycetes, Hypocreales, Nectriaceae. Bases 1 to 1575 code for a protein of 524 amino acids. The transcript is spliced from 4 exons.
AUGGCUUCAGUAACUCCGAUGGUCAAUCUCGACCCGCAAACCUAUCCUAUUGACGAUGGAAAUAUGGGUAUCCAGAAUCUGCGAGAUCAAGUCAAUGCAAUACACAAUUUGCCGAGAACGGGGUAUCCUAUUGUCUUAGUCCCCGGGUUCAGUGGAUGGGGCCGGCCUCUUCUGGGAACAGUAAACUAUUUCGGCGGUUUCGAGGAUUUGGCAUUAGGCUUAUCAACGCUGGGCUAUGUCGUCAUCGUUGUUCGCAUCGGUCCAAUUUCAUCAAACAGGGACCGAGCUUGCGAGAUUCACGCACAGCUCUACAACAUAAACAGGAAUGGUCCUGGUGGAUUUGACCUGCCAGGAGCACCUGCAACCUUGAUUCCUGUUGAUUUCGGGCUCAACCAUCCAGCCUUCAAUCCAGCAAAUCCCGCCUAUCCCGCCUUGCUCAACAAUGCUCAGACGUGGCAAGCAGUCGUCUAUAACCCUCCCGCUGCAGCAGCUCAACUCCCACCAAUCUGGACAUGGAGUGCUGCCAAUAAGGUCCAUUUCAUAUGCCAUUCGCAAGGUGGUACAACCGUCAGGUACUUGAUCGAGCUUCUGCGUGGACUAAAUCGCGACUUCGUCUCCAUCAAUGCUGGCAACCGUCAGGACUGGGUUAAGUCUGUCGUCACCCUAGGCACCCCUCACAAGGGCACAACGGUGACAGACGUAGUACAAAAUGUUCUCUUGCCCAACCUGAGCCCCCUCCAGGACUUUGUUACCUCUUGCUCGUUUGAAUCCCGACCAAACAGGGUUUACGAUCUGCACCUGGACCAUUGGGGUUUCUCCCGGAAUCCAGGAGAGUUCUAUAGCCAGAUGCGUGCCAGAAUUGCCGGCGAUGUGACGCUCUGGUGGAACGGUGGCAACCAUGGUUUCGAGGACAACAGUCUUCAAGGUGCAGCCGCUCUCAACGCAUAUGCCCCUUCGCCAGCUACCUACUACUUCACCAUGUCUUUCUGUGCGACAGUGCUAUUCCCAAACGAAACUCUCACUGCUCCGGAGGUAAACGGCCUUUUAGCUUUGCUUCCACUCGUGCGACCUUUCAAUAUUGGCGGAAUAUUCGGCGGAAUCUCGGCCCCGAUUCUAAGAACGGCCAUCCGGUUCGGGGCGCUGCCUCGAGCCAGGGCAGUUCUGGCGUGGAUGACGAAUGUCGCAAACAACCACCUCGGGAAUUUGGGAUAUUUUGCUCAGAUUCCCCCGCCUGGCUUACAGAUACCUCGGCCGGACGUGCUCCCACUCCUAUCAUUUCCUGCCUACGCCAUGGGAGGGUUAGAUACUCCUCCUCCUGGCAUCCUAGAGAUGACGGCGGACCAACUUAAGCCAAAUGAUGGCAUUGUGAAUACCAUAUCGAUGGACGGUCCAGUUGCAGGUCCUAUCAUGGAUGGGACGGAUUUUGCAGCUCAGCUUCAGGUUGCGAUAGCGGCCGGGUCUCUGCAGCUCGUUCGUGGGCGAUACUGGCAUCUGCAUUCGAACUCGACGAUCGACCAUGCUGAUCAGAUCGGUGUAUUUACGAAUCCUGCUACGGUGAGCUUUUACCCCUUAUAA